AUGACCAUCCUGCUCAACUCUCUCUCCUGUCUAAUCCUUCUGUCCAUCGCAGUUGUGGCCACGUCUUCGGCCUAUGGCCACCUUCGGAAACGUCCAUCGGAACCUUCGGAAGAGUUUGUUUCCUUGUCCAUCACUCUGGAAAUCACCAUGACGCCUCGCCCCUCCUUUGUCGCGGCCAUGGCGGACAGCACCAUUGACUCCCGUGCUGGUCAGUGUCUGAUCAAUGCAUUUGAAGUCGUCGGACAGCCUCGUCGUCCCAAUACUGACCCACAUGUAUCCCUCUCUACCAUUGAUGUGGCACAUCGAAUUUUCGGAACGCCCGCCAUGAGCCCCGCCACCCAAGGCCAAGACAGCACCAAAGCCGCCACACCAGCCACCACCACAGUCCUCCUGGAUGAACCUGUCGUCACAGCGACACCACUGGUGGUCGAGCAAGACGACAAUGACAAUGACAGCGUUAACAGCAACGACACCAAUGACAGCGACCAUGAUGAGGAUGACAUGAACAAUGUCAUCGUGCGAGUGAUUUACUCCUUGUUAUCCAAGUUUGGACUGGUCCAUCAAGAAGAAGAUCCCACUCCUCUGGUUGACAGCGCUACCAGCAGCACAGCCCCAACGGCUGCCCCUACAGAUUGGAAUGCUUCCAGCGCAACUGCGUGGAAGAGUCCAGGUCCUUCCUACACUCUAGGAGGGUGUCUGCUCUGUCCCAGUGAAGAUGAUGUUCCUGCCAUUGAAGAGAGCAGCACCAUGGAGUACUAUGCGGAUGGAUACGCGGAGGAUGGUCAAGAAGGACAAGCCCGCAGUUCUCUUCCUUCCCAAGGCGCUUGCGGAUCGCUCUGUCCACCAGAAGACGAAGAUGACGAUUCCGAACAUCGUCGUCAAUUGCAAGCGCAGCCUCGCGUUGUCUGGACCAUUCAUGGUCUCAUGGAAUCCUUUCUGGUGCAAACUUCUCCCAUUGAGGACAAUGGUCAAGAUAUCGUGUGGAACGCCUUUCGAGCACAGACGGAUAUUCUCGAAUGGGCCGAGUUCUUUUGCGACUGCUUUGUCGGUGGCAUUGUGGUGGACGAAACGGAUGACUUUUUCUCGAGUGGUGGGGCGGAUGACCGUUCUCCGAUCUGUCAGAUUCACAUCCAGCCAGAGUUCGUUUAG
This is a messenger RNA of Seminavis robusta, 1149 nucleotides long. The record is from the annotation of a GenBank genome assembly. Lineage: Eukaryota; Bacillariophyta; Bacillariophyceae; Naviculales; Naviculaceae.